Molecule: messenger RNA, 823 nt
Organism: Triplophysa rosa
Lineage: Eukaryota; Metazoa; Chordata; Actinopteri; Cypriniformes; Nemacheilidae
Product: polymeric immunoglobulin receptor-like
Exons: 3
Coding region: 5-823 (272 amino acids)
Source: RefSeq, a predicted model, not a curated record
UGAGAUGAUCCACAGCACAUGGAAUCAAAACGAGAGAUUCAGUAUUUCUGAUGAUAGAGAUAAAAAUCUCUUGAGUGUGAUAAUAACUGAUGUGAGAUCAGAAGAUGCAGGAGUUUAUUUAUGUGGAGUUUAUCUCAAUGAAAUCUUCUACAGUUACUCCAUUCUUACUGCUGUUCAUCUUCACAUUAUGAGUAAAGUGGGUGUGGUCACAGCGAGCGGAUACUCAGCAGGUGGAAUCAUCUUCAAGUGUCAUCACCAUCAAUACAAAAGCAACACAAAAUAUGUGAGUAAAGAAUCAGAUGGAUGUUGUGAGAGGAAGUCUCCAUCAGUUCAGGAUCAGUGGAUGGACAAUGGAGAUGUUUGUGUGUAUGAUGACACCAGAGCAGGAGUCUUGAUGGUGUAUUUUAGAGAGCUGAACGCUGGACAUGCUGGAACAUACAGGUGUGGAGUGAAUCCAUCUCAAUAUACUGACACAUUCACUCAAGUCCAGCUCCACAUUAAAGACGAUACAGUUUUGUCUCAUUGGUGGGUGAAUAAAUCUGUUUCUGUUGGUGAUGAAGUCAAUAUUACCUGUCAGAUCCCAGAGGAACAUCAAUUCAGUCCAAAAGUCUUCUGUAAAGAGGAUGAAAAUCACAUCUGUCAAAGCGUCAUCAGAUCUGAAGUGAAAGUAAAUGAUUUCUCUGAUAAAAGUGUUUUUACUGUGAUCAUCAGUGAUGUGACAGUGAGAGAUGCUGGAGUUUACUGGUGUGGAGCAGAAACCAGUCGCACAGAUUUCACUUUCAUCUCUCUUCACAGCUAUAAGGCGUUCAAUCACAUUGAGUAA